Molecule: messenger RNA, 3301 nt
Organism: Drosophila guanche
Lineage: Eukaryota; Metazoa; Arthropoda; Insecta; Diptera; Drosophilidae
Product: synaptotagmin 1
Exons: 11
Coding region: 448-1866 (472 amino acids)
Biological process (GO): cellular response to calcium ion; synaptic vesicle endocytosis; regulation of calcium ion-dependent exocytosis
Cellular component (GO): synaptic vesicle membrane; axon; dense core granule
Molecular function (GO): clathrin binding; calcium ion binding; phosphatidylserine binding
Source: RefSeq, a predicted model, not a curated record
GCCAAAACGCGAAUGAACAUCGACCGUGGAAGUUGACUGCAGCAGUACAAAGCGCUAGGCUGAAGAGUUCUACUAAAUUCAUGUGAGACUAGCAAGCCGCGGCCUCUAGCCAAAGCUAGCCACGAAUAAAUCAGCAGAAGCAGCAGCAGCAGCAGCAGCAGGAGCAACAGAACGCACCCACACUCACCAAAGGAGACAAGGACCCUCAUCGCCAUCUUUCCUGCCAAGUCGUCGCCACUGCUGCCGCCCUUACCCCGGAUUCACACUUCGACAGACGCUGCUCUAAACCCAUCAUCCAAUCAUCUAACCAAGCUGACUUCAAAACGGAACAUUAAAUCCAAGGAAAAGCGACGGGAAGCUAUAAACAUUGGUUCAGACUCAGAUUGGUGAGAGGAAUCAUAACAGCGGCCACAUUGUCUGACUAGAAGCAACCAAACACACAACAAAAUGCCGCCAAAUGCAAAAUCGGAAGCGGACGCCAAACCGGACGAGGAGCCAGCGCCUGAAUCGGCCACAGAACUAGAGUCCGUGGACCAGAAGCUGGAAGAAACACAUCACUCCAGAUUCCGCGAGCUGGAUAAGCAGGAACAGGAGUCGGCUGCCGAGGAGGCAGCGGCCGCCGAAAGUCAACGAAUCGCACAGGUGGAGACAACAACAAGGAGCGCAACAACAGAGGCUCAGGAAUCAACAACCACCUCCUUGCCAGUCAUCAAAAAGAUUGAGCAUGCCGGCGAAGUGGUCACCGAGGCGAUUGCGGAGCGCACGGGUCUGCCCACAUGGGGCGUGGUGGCCAUCAUAAUACUCGUAUUCCUCGUCGUCUUUGGUAUAAUAUUCUUCUGUGUUCGGAGGUUCCUGAAGAAGCGAAGAACCAAAGAUGGUAAGGGUAAGAAGGGUGUCGAUAUGAAGUCGGUACAGUUGUUGGGAUCGGCAUACAAGGAGAAAGUUCAGCCUGAUAUGGAGGAACUCACCGAAAAUGCCGAAGAGGGCGACGAGGAGGACAAGCAGAGCGAGCAGAAGCUGGGUCGCCUCAACUUCAAGCUGGAAUACGACUUCAAUUCGAAUAGCUUGGCCGUUACGGUUAUUCAGGCCGAAGAGCUGCCCGCCCUGGACAUGGGCGGCACUUCGGAUCCCUAUGUCAAGGUUUACCUGCUGCCGGACAAGAAGAAGAAGUUUGAGACCAAAGUGCAUCGCAAAACGUUGAGUCCGGUCUUCAAUGAGACGUUCACUUUUAAGAGUUUACCGUAUGCCGAUGCCAUGAACAAAACGCUCGUAUUUGCCAUUUUCGACUUUGAUCGCUUCUCCAAGCACGACCAGAUCGGCGAGGUGAAGGUUCCUCUCUGUACGAUCGAUUUGGCGCAAACCAUCGAGGAGUGGCGCGACCUGGUCAGCGUUGAGGGUGAAGGUGGACAGGAAAAGCUUGGAGAUAUCUGCUUCUCGCUGCGCUACGUUCCGACUGCUGGCAAGCUAACCGUCGUCAUACUGGAGGCCAAAAACCUGAAGAAGAUGGACGUGGGCGGACUGUCUGAUCCAUAUGUGAAAAUUGCAAUCAUGCAAAAUGGCAAACGUUUGAAAAAGAAGAAGACAAGUAUCAAAAAAUGCACCCUCAACCCUUACUAUAAUGAGUCGUUCUCAUUUGAAGUACCAUUUGAACAAAUACAAAAAAUCUGUCUCGUUGUGACCGUUGUGGACUACGAUCGUAUUGGUACCUCUGAGCCCAUUGGACGCUGCAUACUCGGCUGUAUGGGCACCGGAACUGAGCUGCGCCAUUGGUCGGACAUGUUGGCCUCCCCGCGUCGACCCAUUGCCCAGUGGCACACACUCAAGGACCCCGAGGAGACCGACGAGAUACUAAAGAACAUGAAGUAAGGAGCUACAUGGCUGACAAAUGCAGACUUGCAGCACAUCUAUCAAACGUAUGAAAAUAACCAAAGAACACCUAAGAAAGCCGUCAAACAUAGAAAUCGAUGCAUCAUCAGCUCUAACUGAUCUUACAGAUCCUCCUGAUCCUCACCCGGAACGACAAACAACAAUCAAAUGAAAUAUCGUAGUUAAAGCAAAUUGUUCAUCUAUGCAGUUACCACAACACAUACCCAAACACACACAGAAGAAUCAAAGCCGAUUUAAUAAUAACUUUAGGAUAAUAAGUGUAUCUCAUUGGUUGAACAGGAAAUUGAAAUGAAAACUAUGGUAAAGACCACACAAAUUAAUAAAAUGAAUUAACCAACUGAAAUGAUGUGGCUUCGACACACUUAUAUUCAUGCGAGUGUUCAUUUCCAGGUCCAUGACUUUAUUGAUGUCACUGAUUACAAUUUUUUCCAAAUGAAUUAACGCUGAAAUGAAUACGGAAACUUUCAACAUACACAACGUAUGGAUAAAUUGAUGCAAACAAAAUAUAAAAUAAAUGGAGUAUCAUUUUAAAGGUUAAGUUUCAUUCGAUUUUAAAUUAGUCCAAUGACAGACCGAAUGUCGGAAUCUAACCAGUUUUCACUUUGCUUUUCAACUGUUGAAGGAUUACUAGCGAAUAAUAUUACUAAUGCAUCACAACUGUUAUGUAAAUUAUUUAUUAUGUUUAACUUAUUGAGCAUUACAGAAAUGUACUUAACUGUGUAAGUAUAAAUCAACAUAUAUGGAUAAUAGAUAAAGUACAUAUAUGUAAACGAUAAAACACACGACAAACAUAUGAAGAAGAGUAAAGAGUAAUGAAAGCAGAAUCAUAAAAUAAUAUAUAUAUUAUAUAUAAAAUAUUAUGUAACCCUUGCAUAGACUAAUGUUAUGUAUGUAUACACAGAUCUGAGUUUUGAAGACCUAACGAAAUCAGACGUAUAUUCGUAAGUAGAGAGGAAGCCCCAAAACCAAAACCAAAACCAAAACCAAAACCAAAAGCAAAUAACAAAAGUUAAACUUUAAAGCGUGAUUUCAAUGGAAUAUAUCAUCAGUUUAAUCUUUAAAACAAAUAUCGAACAUUUUGCACUGUGGAUCAGAUUGGAAUCUUUGUGUUUCUUAUGUUCGGAUAAUUUUAGGCCAAAUAAGGAAUGCGAGCAGAGUAAUGGCUCAGUUCUGUUAGCGGUAGUUUCAAUGCAGAAAAUUCAUUUGUUAAUGUUUUACUUAAUGUUUUUUUUUUUUCGUUGAUUCUGUCUCCUCUUUAUCUACUCAUUUAUUUUCGACUAGAAACUAUUCCUUUGUUUUGCUUUCUCGACCCAAGUCUUGAGGUUUCUACAGCUAUGUAUUUACGGAUCGUUGUUUUCGUUUUGAACUCUACCACACUCAAUAAUUUAGAAAUCAUAUUAGGACCUAAUGAAAA